Molecule: messenger RNA, 1142 nt
Organism: Telopea speciosissima
Lineage: Eukaryota; Viridiplantae; Streptophyta; Magnoliopsida; Proteales; Proteaceae
Product: transmembrane protein 45A
Exons: 1
Coding region: 196-1083 (295 amino acids)
Source: RefSeq, a predicted model, not a curated record
CAGAGACCACCACCACCGAAAGAUUCUGUUUUAAUGGAAGUCUUUGUAUCUUGUACUUCUUUGUGGAAACGUUGUCACUGCGCACCAACAAAGCUUGCGACAGGGUACCUUUCAAGGACAUAUAAGAACACCAGGUAUUCGAGCCCAGGCUAAGCAGAGGAAGAAAGGUAAUUAAACCUUAGUAUCCAAGCUCAAAUGGGCACCUUUGUCGGACACAUAAUUCCUAGUUUGGUCUUGACUCUCCUUGGUCUAUGGCACACUUCCAAUACCAUCAAAGCUUACAUUCUCAAAGGCCCAACUGGUUUUAGCUCAAGAUUUUGGUACCCACUCAAUCCUUCACCAUUCAAAGUUAAACAUUUGGAACUAAUCCUCAUCUUUACCUUCUCCAUCCUUGCCAUUGUCAUGGAAAUACUAGACUACCCUCUCUUCCAAUUCUCUUUCAAGCUCAAUGACUUUGAGCAUGCAACCAUGUUCCUCCAUCUUGCCAUCUAUGCCGGUGUAACACUUGCUGUUGAGUUAACAGAUUUGCAAGAUAGCUUAUCAGGGCUAGUUAGCAUCCUAGCAGCCUCAGUCUUUGGUCAAGAGCUGUUUCUAAUCCAUUUCCACUCUGCCGACCAUACUGGUCUCGAAGGCCAUUACCACUGGCUUUUGCAGCUCAUAGUGUUUGUUUCACUUGCGGCAGCCAUCGUAGCAAGUGUUUCUCCGAGCAAUUUCGUGGCAGCUCUUGUUCUUUCAAUUACUGUUGUGUUUCAAGGGUGUUGGUUUAUGAACAUGGGAUUCAUGUUAUGGGUACCACAGUUUAUUCCUAGAGGCUGUGUCUUGAGGUUGAAUGGAGAUGACAAGCAUGGAGCAGUUGCAUGUGAGGCAAAAGAGGCAACUCUAAGGGCAAACGCAUUGGCUAACCUGCAAUUCAGUUGGAUACUUGCAGGAAUUUUAAUAUCUACAGCAAUUUUGAGCUUGGUAAUGGCUAGAAGGUGUACAGUAAGGAACAGAUCAAUUCACUAUGAGAAACUCCGUAGUAAAGGUAGUGAUGUAGCUCAAAUCUCAAUGGAAAUAGACUGCUCGAAGUUGGUUCAUACUUAAAAAAAUCAUGUUCUUGAUGGUUGAGACAUACUUGGAGAAAAACUAAUCCUGUAUCUGUA